CUUCACUGCCGAGGCAGGCUAGGCUCACCAGGAGGAGUGGGUGCCGCGUGCCCCAGAAGACCUAGUGGGACCGCUUGGGCCCGCUCGGCAUGAGGAUGCGCUGGGCGACCCCUCGCCACGCGGCGGGGCUCCUCCUGCUGCUCCUCUGGUGCUUCGGGAUGGCGGAGCCUUCUGACCCUGCAGGUAAUCAUCCAUUCACCAUCGUCAAUGAAAACACAGGCAAGUGCAUCAAGCCACUAGUUGGCUGGAUAGUAGCAAAGGAUUGUGAUGGAAGUAAGGACAUGUUAUGGAAAUGGGUAUCCCAGCAUCGGCUCUUUCAUUUGCAAUCCCAGAAGUGCCUUGGCCUAGAUAUUAACAAACCCAUGGAUUCCUUGAAAAUGUUCAGCUGUGACUCCAAUGCCAUGCUGUGGUGGAAAUGUGAGCACCACUCUCUGUAUGGUGCUGCCCAGUACAGGUUGGCUCUAAAGGAUGGCUAUGCCAUAGCCAGUACAAACACAUCUGAUGUCUGGAAGAAAGGAGGCUCUGAGGACAGCCUUUGUGACCAGCCUUAUCAUGAGGUAUAUACCAGAGAUGGGAAUUCCUACGGAAGACCUUGUGAAUUUCCAUUCCUAAUUGAUGGGACAUGGCAUCAUGACUGCAUUCUUGAUGAUGACCACAAUGGACCAUGGUGUGCCACCACUUUACAUUAUAACUAUGACCAACAGUGGGGCAUCUGCUUAAUACCAGAAAAUGGCUGUGAAGGUAAUUGGCAAAAGAAUGAGCAGAUUGGAAGUUGCUACCAGUUUAAUAAUCAGGCAACUCUUUCUUGGAAAGAAGCUUACAUUUCGUGUCAGAGUCAAGGAGCUGACUUACUGAGCAUCAGCAGUGCAGCUGAAUUAACUUACCUCCAAGGACAAGAAGGCAUUGCUAGAAUGUUCUGGAUUGGAUUAAAUCAGCUGUACUCAGCUAGAGGCUGGGAAUGGUCAGAUCACAAGCCAUUAAGCUUUCUCAACUGGGACUCAGAUAUGCCAAAGGCACAAAUAAUAGGUGGAUCAAGCUGUGCCGGAAUGGAUGCCGAGUCUGGUCUGUGGCAGAGUAUUUCCUGUGAAGCUCAACUAUCAUACGUCUGCAAGAAACCAUUAAAUAAUACUGUGGAGUUAACAGAUGUUUGGACAUAUUCACAUACCCGCUGUGAAGAAGGCUGGCUGCCAAAUAAUGGAUUUUGCUAUCUGCUGGUAAAUGAAACUGGUUCCUGGGAUGAGGCACAUAAGAAAUGCAAAGCCUUCAGUAGUGACCUAAUCAGCAUUCAUUCUUUAGCAGAUGUGGAGGUGGUUGUCACAAAAUUCCAUAAUAGGAAUGCCAAAGAAGAAAUAUGGACGGGACUUAGGAACAUCAAUAGACCAACUCUGUUUCAGUGGUCAGAUGGUACUGAAGUCACUCUAACAUACUGGAAUGAGAAUGAGCCAAACAUACCCUACAAUAAGACUCCCAACUGUGUUUCCUGUUUAGGAAAGCUAGGUUACUGGAAAGUCCAAUCAUGUGAAGAGAAACUUAAAUAUAUAUGUAAGAAAAAAGGACAAAAAAUGAAUGACUCAAGAUCUGAUAAGAUGUGUCCUCCAGAUGAGGGCUGGAAGAGACAUGGAGAAACCUGUUACAAGAUUUACACCGAUGAGGUCCCUUUUGGAACAAACUGCAAUCUGACUAUCACUAACAGAUUUGAGCAAGAAUACCUAAAUGAUAUGAUGAAAAAGUAUGAUAAGUCUCUCAGAAAAUACUUCUGGACUGGCCUGAGAGAUGUAGACUCCCGUGGAGAAUACAGUUGGGCAACUGCUGGUGGAAUAAAGCAAGCUGUGACAUUUUCCAACUGGAAUUUUCUUGAGCCAGCGUCUCCAGGUGGGUGCGUGGCUAUGUCAACUGGAAAGUUUCUUGGCAAGUGGGUGGUGAAGGACUGCAGAAGCUUCAGAGCACUUUCAAUUUGCAAGAAAAUAAGUGGAUCCCUGGAGCCUGAAAAAGCAGCCCCCAAGCCUGAUGGCCCUUGUCCUGAAGGCUGGCAUGGUUUCCCCUCCGGUGUUUCUUGUUACAAGGCAUUCCAUGCAGAAAGAAUUGUGAGAAAGAGGAACUGGGAAGAAGCUGAAAGAUUCUGCCAAGCACUUGGAGCACACCUGCCUAGCUUCAGUCAUAUGACUGAAAUCAAGGAAUACCUUCACUGGUUAAGGGAGCAGUUCAGUGACCAGCGUUGGCUAUGGAUAGGUUUGAAUAAAAGGAGCCCAGACCUACAAGGAUCGUGGCAGUGGAGUGAUCGUACACCAGUGUCUACUAUUAUCAUGGAAAAUGAGUUUCAGCAAGAUUACGACAUCAGAGACUGUGCUGCUGUCAAGGUUAUAUACAAGCCAUGGCGAAGAAGCUGGCAUUUCUACGAUGAUGGAGAAUAUAUUUAUUUGAGGCCUUUUGCUUGUGACACAAAACUUGAAUGGGUAUGCCAGAUUCCAAAAGGCAGCACUCCAAAAACACCAGACUGGUAUAAUCCAGAGCGUGCUGGAAUUCAUGGGCCUCCAGUUAUAAUUGAAGGAAGUGAAUAUUGGUUUGUUGCUGAUCCUCACUUGAACUACGAAGAAGCCGUCCUGUACUGUGCUAGCAAUCACAGCUUUCUUGCUACUAUAACGUCUUUUACAGGACUAAAAGCCAUCAAAAACAAAAUAGCAAAUAUAUCAAGUGAUGAACAGAAGUGGUGGGUGAGAACUAGUGAUCAGCCACUAGAUCGUCAUUUUAUAUACUCAAGACAUCCCUGGCACCACUUUCCUAUGAGAUUUGGGGAGGAAUGCUUGCACAUGUCUGCCAAGACUUGGUUUAUGGACUUAAAUAAACCAACAGACUGCACAACCAAAUUGCCUUUCAUCUGUGAAAAAUACAAUGUAUCUUCAUUAGAGAAAUAUAGUCCAGAUUCUGCUGCUAAAGUUCAGUGUUCUGGGGAUUGGAUUCCUUUUCAGAAUAAGUGCUUUCUAAAGAUCAAACCCAAGUCUGUUAAAUUUUCUGAAGCAAGAGAUAUCUGUCACUCCUAUGGUGGCACCCUUCCUUCAGUGUUGAGCCAGAGUGAACAAGAUUUUAUUACAUCAUUGCUUCCGGAUAUGGAAGGUAGUUUAUGGAUUGGUCUGCGCUGGAAUGCCUAUGAAAGGAUAAACAAAUGGACAGAUGAUAGAGAACUGACAUAUAGCAACUUCCAUCCAUUGCUGGUUGGUCGAAUGCUGAGUAUACCAACAAAUUUCUUUGAUGAAGAGUCCCACUACCACUGCGCUGUGAUACUCAACCUCCCAAAGUCACCUUUCACUGGGUCGUGGAAUUUUACUGCCUGCAGCGAAUACUACUUUGUAUCUCUCUGUCAGAAAUAUUCAGACACUGAAGACAGACAGCCCUUGCAGAACACCUCAAAAACUGUAAAGUAUCUUAAUAACCUAUACAAAAUAAUCCCAAAGACACUGACGUGGCUCGACGCCCAAAAGGAGUGCCUGAGGGAGAACAUGCACCUGGUGAGCAUCACCGAUGCCUACCAACAGGCAUUCCUCGCUGUGCAGGCAGUCCUUUGGAACUCUUCCUUCUGGAUUGGACUCUUCAGUCAAGACGAUGAGCUAAACUUUGGUUGGUCGGAUGGGAAACCUCUUCAUUUUAGUCGCUGGGCAGACAACAACAGGCAACUUGAAGACUGUGUAAUAUUAGACACUGAUGGAUUCUGGAAAACGGCUGAUUGCAAUGAUAAGCAACCAGGUGCUAUUUGCUACUACCCAGGAAAUGACACUGAAAAAGAGGUCAAACAAGUCAAAAGUGUUAAAUGUCCAUCUCCUGUUCUAAAUACUCCGUGGAUAUCAUUUCAGAACUCUUGCUAUAAUUUUAUGAUAACAAAGAAUAGACAUAUGGCAACAACACAAGAUGAAGUUCAUUCUAAGUGCCAGAAACUGAAUUCACAAUCACACAUGUUGAGUAUUCGAGAUGAAAAGGAGAAUAACUUUGUUCUUGAACAACUUCUAUACUUCAAUUACAUGGCUUCAUGGGUCAUGUUAGGAAUAACUUAUGAAAAUAAUUCUCUGAUGUGGUUUGAUAAGACCAUGCUGUCUUAUACACAUUGGCGAGCAGGAAGACCCACUGUAAAAAACGGCAAGUUUUUGGCUGGGUUGAGUACUGACGGCUUCUGGGAUAUUCAGACCUUUAAUGUUGUUGAAGAAACACUCAAUUUUUACCAGCACAGCAUUCUUGCUUGUAAAAUUGAAAUGGUUGACUACAAAGAAGAACAUAAUACUACACUGCCACAGCUUAUUCCAUAUGAAGAUGGUAUUUAUAAUGUUGUUCAGAAAAAGCUAACAUGGUAUGAAGCAUUAAAGACGUGUUCUCAAAGUGGAGGUCAUUUGGCAAGUGUUCACAAUGAAAAUGGCCAGGUCUUUUUGGAAGAUAUUGUAAAACGUGAUGGAUUUCCACUGUGGGUUGGGCUCUCAAGUCAUGAUGGAAGUGAAUCAGGUUUUGAAUGGUCUGAUGGCAGUGCACUUGACUACAUCCCAUGGAAAGGCCAAAAAUCUCCUGGAAAUUGUUUGAUCUUGGAUCCAAAAGGAAUUUGGAAACAUGAAAAAUGCAACUCUGUUAAGGAUGGUGCUAUUUGCUAUAAACCUACAAAAGCUAAAGAGCAGUCCCCUCAUCCAUACUCCUCAAGAUGUCCAACAACAAAAGAGAACGGGUCACAGUGGAUCCAGUACAGGGAUCACUGUUACAUGGCUGACCAGGCAUUGCACAGUUUUUCAGAAGCCAAGCAAUUGUGUUCAGAACUUGAUCAUUCUGCAACUAUUGUCACCAUAGAGGAUGAAAAUGAGAAUAAAUUUGUGAGCACAUUGAUGAGGGAAAAUAAUAACAUCACCAUGAGAGUCUGGCUUGGAUUAUCCCAACAGUCUGUUGAUCAAUCUUGGAAUUGGUUAGACGGAUCAGAAGUGACAUUUGUCAGAUGGGAAAAUAAAAGUAAGAGUGGUGAUGGAAAAUGUAGCAUUUUGUUAGCUUCCAAUGAAACUUGGAAAAAGGUUGAAUGUUCACGUGGCUAUGGAAGAGUUGUCUGCAAAGUCCCUCUGGGCCCUGAUUACAGAGGAAUAGCUGUCACAUUUGCAGUGCUCAGUGUCUUAGUUCUCAUCAGUGGUCUGAUUUGGUUCCUCUACCGAAGAAACCGUUUCCACUGGGCAGGCUUCUCAUCAGUUCGGUAUGAACAAGGAGUGAAUGAAGAUGAGAUCAUGCUUCCUUCUUUCCAUGAGUAAAUUCUUCUAAAAGUUUUCUUAUUUGCACUACUAUGUUAGGAAAAAUGAGCCACUUAAAUUUUUCCCAAUGUCAGUGUUUACUAUGUUCCAUAGUAGACGUCUUAAUUUCUUUUUUAGUUGGUUCCCUGAAAUUCUGGUGUACACAGUUGUCCACUAAAUGCCAUGCUUUUAUCUCUGGUUGAUAGAAUGGAAAGGACUUAAAGCUGGAACUCAUCCAAAUUGUCAAUAGGCUAAGUUUAACUAAUGUGAAUUAUCUCUGUAAGAAUGUGGCUGGUAACUAGAUAAUUUAAUGGCAUUUUUAACAUAACUUCUUAGAAAAUGAAAAUGAAAACUGGCACAUUACUAGGUCACAUAUCUAUCCUUUAAUUUUUAAGAGCAUCUGACAUACUGCAAAAUUAGUACCUCAAAGUAAAAACCCAACUGCAAAUAAUGUCAACAUUGUUUCAAAAUAGUCAGUUGCAGCAUUUGGGAAAAAUUAUUACACAGUGAGACAUGCUUACUUUUUAUACAGCAAAAUGAUGCCUGUUGGCAAGAUGCUUCUUAUACUACUCCAAAGAUAUUUCAUAUCAAUAUCAUUUAUAUGGAAAUGUUUCUUCUAUUCAUAAUUACUCAUAAAACAACGGCUUUUAAAGAAGAUUUAGUACUUAGCAUUUUCUAAGUCAUGAGAACAUUAUUGUUAGAUUGAUUAGGUACCCUGUAGCCAUGUGUUUUGUGUUUUCUAAUUUAGUACAUUUAACUUCCUUAUAAAAGGGACUCAGCUAGGGAUGAGACUGGAUUUUACAAUUUAUGUUUCACAUAGCAUGUCAACUUUUGAUUAGGAAUUUUUUUAUUACUCUGUUAUCUUUUUACAUGAGCUAAACAGAGGAGUCUAUGAAGGAAAUUAUUUAACUUGCAUUUGAAAAAACAAGAAUUUUAUAGUGAAACUCUAAACUUUAUGAUUAUUACUAAAAUGCUUAAAAAUUUGAAUGAUUAAGGAUACAUUAUUUGUGGUAAUUUUUUCAAUUUCCCCACCCAGAAUAUAGGUGGUAUUAUUAGCAUCCACUACAUAUGGUGAAUGUUUUAUUCAGUGUUUAACUUAUAUUUGUACUUAAGAGUAUUUUUGUACAAAACAUAGAUUUUAUUUUAAAUUUAGAGUGUUUAUACUAUCAUAAAGUUGUAAAUAAUUUUCUAAGACAGUUUUAAUAUAGUUACAAUUGUCCUAAAAUAUUAAUUGAAGUAUCAUUUAUAUUUUAAUUCUCUUGACAUGUGAUCUAUACAAUUUUAGUCAUUUAGAGUUUCCUCAAAUAACUAAACCAACUUGAUGUGAAAAGUACAGCUAUAUACAGUGGUGAUGCCAUAAUAAAGUUGCUUUAUCUUUUAAGUAAAAGUAUUGAUUCUUUUUGAAGAAAAACAUCUCUAGUUUGGGCUUUCCUACGUUAGGAAUAUAGUUAUAAUGAGAAAUAAAAUGUUCAGUUAUUUUAA
Ictidomys tridecemlineatus (thirteen-lined ground squirrel) is the source of this 6719-nucleotide messenger RNA. RefSeq names its product CD302 antigen. The record is from RefSeq and is a predicted model, not a curated record. NCBI's taxonomy places the organism in Eukaryota, Metazoa, Chordata, Mammalia, Rodentia, Sciuridae.